Messenger RNA from Orbicella faveolata, 5920 nucleotides. Its product is annotated as methylcrotonoyl-CoA carboxylase beta chain, mitochondrial-like. Gene Ontology annotation, molecular function: methylcrotonoyl-CoA carboxylase activity. Lineage: Eukaryota; Metazoa; Cnidaria; Anthozoa; Scleractinia; Merulinidae. Gene Ontology annotation, cellular component: mitochondrion; methylcrotonoyl-CoA carboxylase complex. Gene Ontology annotation, biological process: L-leucine catabolic process. The record is from RefSeq and is a predicted model, not a curated record.
UAUUAUAGCAUCCUUCUUAUUGACGGCCUUCGUAAUUCUGAAGUAUUGGUAUUCUCGCUCAAUUCCCUCCAGCCAUUCUUCCCAUGCUUUGCCGACGCUGUUCGCUUCGUCAGGAAUGAUAAAUGGCUGUGUUCGAAGGUUUCUAGUCUCUGUGACGACUUGAAUCGCUUGUGCUGCUCCACUUGUUGCUGGUGUUUGUUCCGUCAUAAUUCUGUCUUGUUUUUCUCCUCAUUGCCAAUGUAACACUCCAAAUUCACUCUAGCUCGAUGUGUACACUCUAAAAGCACAUGGUUUAAUUCUAACACACUUCAUGCGAGUUACACUAAAUAUAUCAUCUAACAACUACUUCGUGUAAGUCGCACAGGAUAUAACAUAUUAGUCUUAGGGCAUGAGAUUUCAUUUUAUUUCAAUUGCUUUCAAAUUUUGUAUUAUAGACACUAACACUCUAUGCAAGGUGCUCCCAUGUUUAAUGAUGAGGUUGUAAUCAGUUUGCUUUAGUAGCUGUUGGUGUAGAAUAGAAAGACACCUCUGAAGCUUUUUCAUAUAAUAUGCAAAAUAUUCGUAAACAAACAUAUUCGAUAUGAACAAUUCACACUGGGAUGACUCAAAAGGACCCCUCUUGACUGCAAAAAUCUGUGUUUAUAUCUGACCGAAUUCAAAAAAACAUGCUUGCAUUGACUCAAAGACAAUCCCACCAGCCAGAAGUCCUCUGAGCACCCCCUGGCCAGGAGACUGGCCCGUCACGAAUGCACGUGGCAUGGACCACUCAAGCAGGGUGCCAUGUCAACACAGAAACCUCAAACAAGGUUCAACAACGGAGUAAAAUACCCAGAAACACAGUCAAUAACCAGGUUAUCUAACACUAAAAACUCAAAGUCAAGCUAGCUAAGGGUGUCAGUACAAGACACCCUCCCCUCCCCCUGCUUUUGACAGCUGACCCCCAGAAACCUGCCAGCAGAUAGGCCAAGGCCUGGGCCAUGUACCCAGCCUGGCCUUGACAGAGUCCCUCCUGGGUUUCAAGUCGCUGGCUUAGCCUGGAUUAGGACACAGCCCGAAUCCAGGCUAAAACCUACCAGGUAUGUUUUUGGGAAAUGGCUCAGUUAUGUUUUGCAUGAAAUAAACUUUACAAAGAAAAAAAUAUUUACAUUUACAAUAUUUAGAAUAGUGUGAUGUAUAAUGAAAAAUCAACAGAAUUACAGCUAAGCUUUGUUAUUAUGCAAACAAUUAUUUCAUGAAGAUCAACAAUGAAAUACUAUAAAUGUUUUGGCCUUAAUUGCUGAACUGUCUAGAAAUAAAAUCUAUUCAACCUCGUUCCCAGGGCUCCAAUUUCAAAGGGAAAAGCCCUGGGAACGAGGUUGAAAUCUAUUUGCUACAUGAACAAUUUACACCGGGACGUCUCAAAAGGACCAAGCGAUGACUCAAAAGGACCCCUUACGACUGCAAAAAUGCAUGUUUAUAUGUUUUGCACAAAAUAUUCUUUACAAAGAAAAACUAUAUACAUUUAUAUUAUUUAGUAUAGUGUGAUGUAUAAUGAAAAAAUCAAGGAAAUUACAGCUAAGCUUUGUUAUUAUUUCAUGAAAAUUGAAAAUGAAAUGCUAUAAUUAGAAAUGUUAUAAUUAGAAAUGUUUUGGCUUUAAUUGCUGAAUUGUCUAGAAAUAAAAUAUAUUUGAAAGGGGUUUACCUGUAAAGUUUUUCUUUGCUUUGGGGCUUUUUGUUUCCUGCUUUAUAUUGUUUUAAGCUAUUUGUUUCCCUUGGUUUUACAUCGUUGGUGAGUAUUAAGGUUCAAAGGGACCCCUCUUGCUGUAAAAAUACAUCUUUAUACGCUUUGCAUAAAAGAGAAACUUUACAAAGAAUAAAACUAUACAUUUAAGCUUAGGCAUUUAGUACUUUCACUUUCACUUUCACUUUAUUCCACCACUUUUUGAUACCAUAAAAGUAUUCUUUGUAACAAGCUUUACAAUCAAAGAGUGAUGAGAAGUCUAUAGACAAACAUAAAUGCUUGAAGAAAUAGGCCCCCAUCAACGGCCAUUAUACAACGUUAGGUGGAAUGCUUGUUUUACAAUUUAAUUGAAAGACAAUAACAAAGAUAGACUUAUUUAAGUACAACGAAAAAUCAAUAACAUUAUAUAACUCAGCUUCAUUAUUAGGCAAACAAUUAUUUAAUGAAGCUCGAAAAUGGAAUGCUGUAAAAUUUUCUAGCAAAAAAAUAUAUUCGAUAUGGUCUUUUCACACCGCGAUGACUCAAAAGGACCAAGGGAUGACUCAAAGGGACCCUUCUUGACUGCAAAAAUGCGUGUUUAGACGUUUUUCACCAAAUAAACUUUACUAAGAACAAAAUGAUACAUUUAUAGAAUCCUUAAGACCUACCUUAAAUGAUACUAAUUUCACAGAUAACUCAGAAGUACAAUAUUAGAAAGAAUUGGGAAUUCUCACGACCGCCUCGACACUUGGCCGCCAUAUUGGAAACUGCCGAACAUUGGGGACGCAUCGUCUGACGUCAGUGUUCAACCGCGACACGAAUAUGGCCUACUGCUACAUGGACGUUCGUGCACACACCCCGGCCGAAGUCGUCCAAAUUUGUCAUACACAAAGUACUCACUUCUUAUUGCCAGGCACCACUGGCCAGUAAUUCGCUUUCGCGUGGCAAAAACCGUGGCAAAGAGGAGGACAGUUCGACGGACAGGGUACUUCUUCGUUUAUUGCAACUGUUAAUUAAUUGAAAAUUGAAAUGACUAGUUCAAGGGUAUUACAGCAAAGUGGCAGACAAAUCUAUCGGGUUCUGGUAGCUCAGAGGCACCGAUACCAUGAUCUCUCGAGGGCAAGUGUCAUCGGAACUGCUGUUGAAAAAUCCCCAGAAUUUGAGGAGAACAAAGCAAAGAUGGCUGCUGCUGUUCAAGACUUGAAAAACACAAUGAACAGAAUUAAGCAAGGUGGAGAUGAAAAGGCAAGGAAAAGACAUACCUCAAAAGGAAAAAUGUUACCUAGAGACAGAAUAUCCUGCUUGCUUGAUCCUGGAUCUCCAUUUAUGGAAUUAUCUCAGUUAGCUGGUUACAAGUUGUACGACAGUGAAGAAGUACCUGCUGGCGGCAUUAUAACUGGCAUUGGUAGAGUAUCAGGAGUGGAGUGUAUGAUUGUUGCAAAUGACGCGACGGUCAAAGGUGGAACAUAUUACCCUAUUACAGUUAAAAAGCAUGUUAGAGCUCAAGAGAUUGCCCAGGAAAACAAAUUACCAUGUAUUUACCUUGUUGAUUCAGGUGGAGCUAAUCUUACAAGGCAGGCUGAAGUCUUUCCAGAUAAACUCCAUUUUGGAAGAAUAUUUUACAAUCAAGCAACCAUGUCUUCCAAGGGAAUCACUCAGAUAGCGGUAGUCCUUGGUUCUUGUACAGCUGGAGGUGCUUAUGUGCCAGCCAUGGCUGAUGAAAGCAUCAUUGUCAAACAACAAGGAACAAUCUUUCUUGGGGGACCACCAUUAGUAAAAGCUGCUACUGGUGAAAACGUAUCUGCUGAGGAAUUGGGUGGUGCUGAUUUACAUUGCAAAACAUCAGGUGUGACAGAUUACUAUGCUGUUGAUGAUUUUCAUGCCCUUCAUCAAGCCAGGCAAUGUGUCAACAACCUGAACUUCAAGAAGACCUUACCAGUCACAGUAGAAACUACUGAACACCCUUUGUAUCCAUCUGAUGAUCUUUAUGGCAUUGUAGGGGACAACUUAAAGAAGUCUUUUGAUGUCAAAGAAGUGAUUGCAAGGAUUGUUGAUGGAAGUAAAUUUGAUGAGUUCAAAGCAAUGUAUGGAGAUAGUUUAGUAACAGGUUUUGCUCGAAUUCAUGGCUAUCCAGUUGGAAUCAUUGGCAACAAUGGAGUGCUCUUUUCUGAAUCUGCGCUUAAGGGAACACACUUUAUACAGCUCUGCUGUCAACGUAAAAUUCCACUACUAUUUCUGCAAAAUAUCACAGGUUUUAUGGUAGGCAAGGACUAUGAAGCUGGUGGUAUUGCCAAAAAUGGUUCCAAAAUGGUUACAGCUGUGUCCUGUGCUCAAGUUCCUAAGAUUACUGUUAUUAUUGGUGGAAGUUUUGGAGCUGGAAAUUAUGGCAUGUGUGGUCGUGCAUAUGGCCCUCGUUUUCUGUACAUGUGGCCAAAUGCUCGCAUUUCAGUGAUGGGAGGAGAACAGGCUGGUACAGUACUAGCGACUAUUACUAGAGACCAGAGGAGCAGAGAAGGCAAAGAGUUGACUGCAGAAGAAGAGAAUCAAAUUAAAGCUCCCAUUAUCAGGAGAUUUGAAGAGGAAGGUCAUCCUUAUUUUUCAUCAGCAAGAUUAUGGGACGACGGUGUUAUCGACCCAGUGGACACCCGAACAAUCCUUGGACUCAGUUUAAGUUCAGCCUUGAAUGCGCCAAUAGGGGAUCCUAAAUUCGGAGUGUUCAGAAUGUAAACACAGGCAGCCCGGGCUCACGAUAUGAGCACUGGGGGAAACACGUAAGAGCACCAAAUGGGCUGUUUGCCUGCAGUUAGUUUCACUCAUGUUUCUUGCGGUGAGCUUUUAUUAGCUUUUAUUUGUUUGAAAGGGCGAAAUACUAUAUAAUGCUGUCCUUUCCAACAAAAGUGAUGAAACUGACCGCAAGCAAACAGUGCAUUCGGCGUUCUACAAAAUAACUAUCCCAAUGGUGGCAUGAUGUAAGGUACAAGAAACUUAAUAGCUAGACCAGGCAUCAAUCAAAAUCGAUGAUAAACAGUCAUUUGGUUGUUGACAGGCUGUUUGCAAGGGACUCGUUUUUGAAGAGCAAGAUGUUUUGGCUAUCAGUUAAGCCUUCAUCCAACUGAUGGUCACAUUCGUGGACAUGGCUGGCAAAUUUGAAAUUUUUUCUCACUUCCUGCCUGCGGUCAUUUAUAUGUAUGUUGAUCGAUGACUGGCCUAGAGCCCCUAAGUGUUAAGCUGCGUUUAGCUCCGUGUCUGUUUUAUAAUUUUAACUUCACGUAAAAUUCCUGACGAAACAAACUCUUGAUACACUUCAGUGUUCAUCGAAGGCCAAACUUUCCCUUUGAUUUUUUCUACCCUUGAAAGCUGUGGAACAGUCAGCAAAUAACAUACGAGUGACAUAUGUUGUGAAAUGUACAAUCGUAAUGGCUGUUAUUAUCAUUUUGGUUCAAUGCGGUUAUUUUAGCUGGAACGUUUCAUGCCAAGCCUUGUAGCAUUUUGCCAUCAAGUGAUCAUUAAGCCUGGGUGUGAUAUUACAAGAUAUUAAAAGUACUAUGCUUGAUACUCAUAGUGGUCCAAGUUAUGAUAUCUUCAAAACGUUCAGUCACAGAGAAACUUAAAUUGGCAUGUUAGUGGAAGCUGUAACGAACUACAAUUUAUAAUAAACCUGUUGUUGUGACGUGAUGGGUUGGGUGACCAGAAGGUACAGAAUAUUUCAAAUGGGUUUCAACUAUAUUUAACUGUACGAAUCAGUAAUUUAUGGAAGCCAAAUUUAAGAUAUAUAAAAGGAACAGGACUGUUUUUCUCUAAAGAAAGUAAAUAAACAGCUAUCCAAGUCAAACCUUGGCCAACAAAAAUCUAUUCUUCAAUUCGAACUGGCAUAGUUAUAAAAUGUAUAGAAAUAAUUAACUGCUCUCAUUCGUUUGAGUAAACAAGAUUAUUACCAACACUUCUUUAAUUCUAAUAUAGCGAACAUACGCCAGACUUGGAAAGGAAUUAACGAAUAAUUGGGGGGCUUGAAAAAGAAAGGCAAAUAACAACAACAACAAGCUUUAUUUCCCCUUGGACUAAGAAAAAUAUAUUUUUUGCAAAGUUGCAUAUGACUAGAGAGUUAAAAAGGGCUGGCAGCCAGGGCUACAGAUGUAUUAAUACAAAUUUAGGUCGGUACACACACAUAAAACACAGAAUACUUGGUGAGCACUUAAUAAAUGCUAUGCAAAACAAGUGCUA